Molecule: messenger RNA, 1455 nt
Organism: Phytophthora infestans T30-4
Lineage: Eukaryota; Oomycota; Peronosporomycetes; Peronosporales; Peronosporaceae
Exons: 5
Coding region: 1-1209 (402 amino acids)
Source: RefSeq, a predicted model, not a curated record
AUGCUGGUGUUUGGACACGAGUUCAGGACGCAUGGUCCUCUCGCCAGACUGGAUGGCAGGGAAGGUGGCGGAAAGGGCCAGUGGGCAGCGCUUGUGCGUGACGAGCGGCUUGCAAAGGAAGCGGACACAGCAGCUUCAGGCAACGACGGGCGGCGGGAAACCGUCGCUAUUUGUCGCCAGCAGCUUGUGGAGCAGCGAGAUCCACGGACGGGUAUGCUGUAUACCGGUAUGUUCAGGCAUCGCAACGUGGAGAUUUCCAAGUGGGGCGCGGCUUUGAAGAUCGAGUCGGCUCAGUGCAACGGAGACGACGGCAAAAGAUCCGCAACGAGUGACUCGCACUUACUUGCGACGGAGCAACGUUCUCUCACCGCUGGGCUGAGCGUGGGCUUCUCGUUGGAGGAUGUUGCAGUAUUCGUACCCGUCCUUCCGAUCAACUUUGGUCGUCACGUGGGCUGGCUAGACCAUGGCAGAGAUGUCAUCUCUAGCGAAGUUCGCCAAGCGCAUUCACGUGCGCGUCUCGCUAAGGCCGCCGACCGCGAACAACUCGACACGGGACUGCAGCCGGACAGCGCGGACAGGGGCAGUGAGAUCUACCGCCAGCGUCGCCUCAAGCGCAGCCACCAGCUCAUGAACAGCCAGGACGACGGCAGCUUCUCCACGCUCAGCUCCCCGCGCGGAGAGCAGCAGCAACUUCUGUGCAAGUACAAGUCCGGCAAGUGCUCGAACCCGCGCGCCACCAAGCGCAACGGACAGCUUCAUACUCUAUGCCAUUUCCAUCGGGAUCGCCAAAACGAGCACCAGCGCAAGAGCGACCGUAAGCACCGCAUGGUCAGCGUCGCCAGGCGGGCCAAGCUCGGCAGUAUCGGUGUCGGCAGCGACAGCACGCGUCGGCAUAGUCUGCACUCCAUCACGUCGCUCGAAGCUGCCUUCCCAAAUGGAUCUUCCGUCUCGCCGCUGAACCGAUUUGGCUACGAUCAGAACGCGUCGGACGCCUUCAGGAAUGCCCAAUAUGCUACAGGCGGCGUACCCAACGGACUAGGAGGAUUGGCGCCGCCGCCGCCUGUAGGAACCCCACGCUUGCCGCCCAUUAGUUUUCUCAUGCCUGGCAAGUUGGAUGGCUAUCGCGCCACUAGUGCCGCCAUGCCCAACCUUCCGCCCAGCACCUUCAUCACUGAUAGUCUGAACGGCAACGCGGGCAAGACGGCAUGAUCCAGUGAUCAUUUUUGGCACGUAGCUCGCAGCUGCUGCUAUCUGCAGAAUUCUAUUCAGCUCGCUCGCACGUUCGACUCGCUUUGCGCAGGGCAUCAUCGCCUUCAAGCUACUGCGGAGACGCAGAUCCAUCGCAUUCACCGCUACUGAAGGGACGAAGUGUACCAUACCUCUCCAAACCACGCACCACCCCUGCCAUCGCUGUUAUUUAACCACUUGGUUCCACAAAUGCACACAAAUACAUGA